Scatophagus argus is the source of this 2055-nucleotide messenger RNA. RefSeq names its product sialoadhesin. NCBI's taxonomy places the organism in Eukaryota, Metazoa, Chordata, Actinopteri, Scatophagidae. The transcript has 12 exons. The record is from RefSeq and is a predicted model, not a curated record. The coding region runs from base 142 to 1476 and encodes 444 amino acids.
UUUGACAACAUCAUCACAGGAUUGCAAAAAUCUCACAGCUUUGACACAGACAGACACUCCAUCACUUCCUCUUUCACACACACACUCAGAAAUCUGCUUCGGAUGAACCGCUCGUGAUCAUUUGGCAGUUAGUCAUCUUGGAUGCAAACUUUAAACUUCGAGAUGGGUGUUGGUCUGGCGGCAGUCGCUUUGCUCAUCGCUCUGAUGCAAGGGGUCUUUUGUGCGACCUGGGAUGUGAUGCUGCCCCAAAGCAUCAUGGGUAUCAGUGGCUCCUGUGUCACAGUCGCAUGUCGUUUCGAGGUCCCCAGUAAUUAUCAAAGGAACAUCUGCACAGACGGUGCAGUUUGGAACAAAGGAAGCCUGACCGGACCUUCUGUCUUCAAUGCACGCAGUCCCAGCAGUAACGCCAUCAAAGGGCGAAUAGUCGGGGACAUAGCGAGGAAGAACUGCACCACGAUGUUCCACGACCUCCAAGAGAACAACAGCGACUUGUACUUCUUCAGGCUGGACUGUAUGGAGACCUUUAAGUUCACUUUCGCUGAAGGGGUCAGAAUCGUCAUUCAGCCAGGCCCGUCUCCUCCCCUGCUGAGCUCUGUGAGUCAGGCGCCUGAGGGGGCUCAGGUGAGUCUGCGGUGCUCAGUCCCAGCUCCCUGCUCCGUCCUGCCCCCCUCCAUCACCUGGCUGCCCCGAGACUCCUCCAGGCAGGAGAAGACUCAGAUACACCAGGAUGAGAACCAACAGAUGAUCAUGACGUCCUCGCUGACCUUCAACGCCUCAGCCGACCAUCACAACCAGAACAUCACCUGCUCAGUGUCCUACCCGCUGACAAAAGGGGGCAGCACGCAGCCGUCUGCAGCCACUCAGACGCUCAGCGUCCUGUACGCUCCCAGAUUCACGGUGGCAACGCUCAGCACUUCUGGUCCUGUUCCCGAGGGGCACAGUGUGAUCUUUACCUGUUCGAGUGAUGCCAACCCCCCUGUGAGCGUCUACACCUGGUACAGAGCCUAUGAUGGAAAGCUGAUUAAAAAGGGCGAAGGAGAAACGCUGGUCCUAACGGUCCGUCAGACGGACAGCGGGGUGUAUCUGUGCGAGGCUCAGACAAAGAGGGGCUCUCAGAGGUCCAGACCAGUGUCCCUGGAGGUCAAUGCCACGACAGGCAGCGGCGAUUCACUCGUGCUGAUUCCCUACAUUAUAUGUGGAGUGGUGUUGGUCCUCUACUUCCUGACGGUUGUUGUUGACGUGUACAAAUACAAAAGUCUUUCCAGGAGGCUGAAGAAGAUUGAGGUGAAGGGGGAGCACACCUACACCGCUCUGAGGACCCGCAGCGUCACCUCUGACUAUGACCAACUCCAGCCUCGGCAGCCUAAACCGAUGGUUCCUCCUGAGGUUCCCAGCUACGAGAACCUGCGAAAAUCGCCCUGCGAGCCGGUUCCGAAGCUCGGCUGCAGCCAAAGCGGAGCUGAAGGAUUGUGUUGAAGCGUUGGUCAAAGUGCUCCAAACGUUCUGUGUUACGGCUUCAAAUCUAAAUAUUUCUCCAAUUCAUUUCUGGCAAUGUCAAGUGUGAGGCCAUGUCCUUCUUGUGUUUAUUUAAAUCUUUAUUAAUAGAAUAGCCCACACGUUUCCUGUUAUUUAUCACCGUAUGUUUGCAAAAAUACAUUUUAUAAAAAUAAAGUGUGAAUAAGCUGCUUAGCAUUCCUUCGUGCUGAGUUUCUGCCAGUGAGUUUAUGAUGGCAGUAAGUGAAGAAUAAAGACUCCUUUACCCUUUAUGACUCCACAGCUUUCUCUCCUCACAUUAAUUCACUUUCAUUUUUGGGCAGCUGCCUCUGCACCACACACUCACUGCUGACGCCACUUCUGACCUGUUCAUUUCCACCGAAACACAAAAUCCUUUGAUCUGCAGAGUUACGCACGGCUUUGUGUGAUUUACUGGCGCAUGUAAACACACACAGCCUUGUGAUACUUUGACUUUUCAGCUUGUCAGCAACUCUCCACCAAUCAGCAGGAGCUAUGCUGAUGGUUCGCCAAGAUGCCUGAGUUCUGAGUUAUUACUCAGUU